AUGACAGAAAUCGGAAGUAAGAUAAGUGAAAGUGGGGCUUCAAAUGAAACCAUACAUAAUACUUCAUCUCUGAAUGAAGUUGAAGCUGACAUUGAAGCUUCAAAGAAAAGAAAAGCCAUGGAACCUAGGGCUGCUUGUUGGAAGCAUUUUGAGAAAUUCAUCGAUAAAGAUGGAGCUACUAAAACAAAAUGUAAUUAUUGUGGAAAAAUGUAUGUUGCUGUUACAAAAGCAAAGGAAGGGGUGAUUAACACUUGGAAAUUUGAUCAAGCACAAAGUAGAAGAGCUUUAGCUCAAAUCAUAAUUGUUGACGAGUUGCCAUUUAGUAUUGUUGAGAAGGAAGGUUUUAGGAAUUUCAUGAAAGUUAUAGUGCCACAAUUUCAUAUUCCUUCUAGUAGAACUUUGACAAGAGAUUGUUAUGAACUUUACAGUGAAGAAAAAAAACUCUUCAAGAAUUCUUUCAAAGAAGCACGUCCAAAAGUUUGUCUUACGACAGAUACUUGGACUCAUAAAGGUGAUGAUAUGGCAGCUUCCAUUACUAAUUGUUUGCUUGAUUGGGGUUUGGAUAAUGUGUUUACCAUAACAGUUGAUAAUGCUAGUUCCAACAGUGUUACUGUUAAAGAAAUAUCUAAGCAACUGACUAAUUGGGGAACCAACAUAAUGGAGGGUCAGCAUCUUCAUGUGAGGUGUAUGGCGCAUAUUCUUAAUCUUAUUGUGCAAGAUCGAUUGAAGGAAGUUGGUCAGUCAGUCAAGCGAGUGAGACAAGCCGUGAAAUACAUUAGACAAUCUCCUGUAAGAAUUAAAAAAUUUAAAGAAUGUUGUGAAUCUCAAUUGAUAACUUGUAAGAAAUCAUUAUGUUUAGAUGUUCUUACUAGGUGGAACUCUACAUAUUUGAUGCUUGAUAUUGCACAACACUUUGAACUUGCAUUUGAAAGAUAUAGUUUUUAUGAUAUUGGAUUUCUUGAUUAUCUCCGUACCCAUGAUUGUGAAGAUGGAACUAAAGCAGGUGUCUUCACUAGUGUUGAUUGGGAAAAUGUGAGGCCAAUGAUUAAGUUUCUUGAAACUUUUUAUACACUUACUUUGAAGGUCUCUGGUUCAAAGUAUGUUACAAAUAAUGUGCACUUUGUAGAAAUUGUUGAGCUUGAUCUUAUUUUGAAAGAGAUGACAGAAGAUUCUAAUUUGAAAAAAAUGGCAGAAAGUAUAAGAGACAAAUUCAGAAAAUAUUGGGGUGAACCAGAUAACAUGAACAAAAUUAUUUUUAUAUCAACUGUGUUGGAUCCUCGAAACAAGCUUGCUUAUGUUCGUUUUACAAUUGGUGACAUGUUUGGAAAAAUAAUUAGGGAGCCACUUGCUGAUGCAGUGGAUAAAUACAUGAAAGCUUUGUUUGAUCAUUAUGUUAAGAAAUCAUGA
Molecule: messenger RNA, 1407 nt
Organism: Solanum verrucosum
Lineage: Eukaryota; Viridiplantae; Streptophyta; Magnoliopsida; Solanales; Solanaceae
Product: zinc finger BED domain-containing protein RICESLEEPER 2-like
Exons: 3
Coding region: 1-1407 (468 amino acids)
Molecular function (GO): DNA binding
Source: RefSeq, a predicted model, not a curated record